This is a messenger RNA of Candidula unifasciata, 1196 nucleotides long. NCBI's taxonomy places the organism in Eukaryota, Metazoa, Mollusca, Gastropoda, Stylommatophora, Geomitridae. The record is from the annotation of a GenBank genome assembly.
AUGGCCUUGCUCCAACGAAUAUUUUCGUCAAAAAAAGGGCCGAGAAGUUUUUCUAACGAUACCAACGCUCGCAGGAACGACCCCUUACAGAAGACUGUCCCACCAAAGCUAGAUAAAUCAAAUAUCAGACUGGUUGUUUUUGCAGAGACAGACCGUGGCCGCACUCCUUACUUUGAUUCCAAUGCCAUUACAUGCAUUGAAGAAGUAGACAAACAGAAUGUCUUCAAAACAGCCCCAAAAACCAUGCGAGCAAGAGCAUUUAAUCAUCCUGGACAAGGAGAGAGUUCUCUCCCUUCACACAGGCAGAAUGCAAAAUAUCAUUUUCAGAAAUUAGGAAAUGAUGUCAAGGUACUCGAGGAAAUGAUGUUUGGAACAGUGGCAAUGGCAUUUAAAGGUUUAACACUUAAAGUCCAUCUUUUGAGGUCACCACCACAAUUGAUGGUCUCUAAAGUGUUCGUUCCAGAGAAACCAAACAGGGACAGUGCUGCUGAUCUCGAAUCAGACUCUAAUAGUUUGCCUAGCUCGUCUGCAGAUUUUUCAUCGGGGGAGUUUUAUUUGUCUGUUUCAAAGACAAAUGAAAAACGGAUGAGAAGCAUUCCCGUAGAUGUUCCAACUAAAGAAAUGUUGUCAGACUGCAGCACAGAUGAUGAUAGCGGAUUAGCUUCUUUUACAUCAAGUGGCAGUUUAAGAGCGUCUGUUCCAUCCCCAAGUAACAACAGCUUGAGCAGUUACAGCAGCCUUCACCGCAGGUGGAUGAGAGCUCAGACAACAUCCCUGGAUGGGCACCACAGAAAGGAGAGCAGUCUGGUGUCUGAGAGUGCAUUGACAAGACCACGCAGAAACAAACUGGCUGUUGGCAUUCUGUUUGGUUCCAGCGAUGAGAAAGAUGAAGAAAGCAAUGAGUUGUUCCAGAGCUUUUUCUUCUCACAUUUUGCUUUGAUUGAAGGCCAUGUGGAAAAGUUGAGGUCGGUUGUGGAGAAAGCUUAUUUUAAUGCAAGGAAUUUUUUGCCUGCAAUUAUGGAGGCAUUACAAGUUUUCCGUAAUGAUAUUUUUGACCUUUUUAUGGCCCCUCGUCUGCCGGAGCCGGUAUGGUUGACCAUGAUGUCCACCACAUCAUACAAGACAAAACUGUGUGAGAAGUUUAUGGAGACUUUUGUCUCAUUGGUCACCAAGUAUGAUAAUAAAAACUGUAAAUU